GAGGAAGGUCGGGCAGGCGGAGAGCGAGAGGUUAAGUCCAUGUGGCGGGAGCUGCGGACCCUGGCGGCCUGGGGGCCUCGCAGCCUGUGCACGGCCCCCGGGGCCACCAUCUUCGCGCUGAGCUCGGGCCGCGGCCGCUGCGGCGUCGCAGUGAUCCGGACCAGCGGCCCCGCCAGCCGCCAGGCGCUGCGGAGCCUGACCGCACCCCGCGCCCUGCCCCUCGCGCGCCGCGCCAGCCUGCGCCUGCUGUGCGACCCGCGCUCGGGCGCCCCGCUGGACCGCGCGCUGGUGCUCUGGCUCCCAGGGCCGCAGAGCUUCACGGGCGAGGACUGCACUGAGUUCCACGUGCACGGAGGCCCCGCUGUGGUGAGCGGCGUCCUGCAGGCCCUGGGCGGCGUCCCAGGGCUUCGGCCGGCUGAGGCCGGCGAGUUCACCAGGCGCGCCUUCGCCCACGGGAAGCUGAGCCUGCCCGAGGUGGAGGGGCUGGCGGACCUGAUCCACGCGGAGACGGAGGCCCAGCGGCGCCAGGCCCUGCGGCAGCUGGACGGGGAGCUCGGCCACCUGUGCCGCAGCUGGGCCGAGACACUCACCAAGGCCCUGGCCUAUGUGGAGGCCUACAUCGACUUCUCGGAGGACGACAGCCUAGAGGAGGGCGUCCUGGAGCAAGCUGACCGAGAGGUGCGGGCGCUGGAGGUGGCCCUGGUCUCGCACCUGCAGGACGCCAGGCGGGGGCAGAGGCUCCGCUCGGGGGCGCACGUGGUGGUCACCGGGCCCCCGAACGCCGGCAAGAGCAGCCUGGUGAACCUGCUCAGCCGGAAGCCCGUGUCUAUCGUGUCCCCGGAGCCCGGAACCACCCGUGACGUGCUGGAGACUCCUGUGGACUUGGCUGGGUUCCCCGCACUGCUGAGUGACACAGCGGGGCUGCGGGAGGGCGUGGGGCCCGUGGAACAGGAGGGUGUGCGGCGAGCCCGGGAGAGGCUGGAGCAGGCUGACCUGGUUGUGGCCGUGCUGGACGCCUCUGACCUGGCCUCCCCAUCCUCACGUGACUUCCUGGACACGAUUGUGGCCCCCCUGGCACACCCAGACCCCAGCGGGAGCAGCCCGCGCCUGCUGCUGGUGCUGAACAAAUCUGACCUGCUGCCAGCCGAGGGUCCACACCCCCAGCCCGGGCCGCACCCCCACCUGCUGCUGUCCUGCCUGACUGGGGCGGGGCUGGAUGGGCUGCUGGGGGUCCUGAAGAAGGAGCUGGCUGUCGUGUGCGGGGACCCGAGCACAGGCCCACCACUCCUGACGAGGGCUCGGCAUCACCACCACCUGCAGCGCUGCCUGGAUUCGCUGGGCCACUACAAGGGGGCGGCAGACCUGGCCCUGGCGGCGGAGGCCCUGCGCACCGCCCGGAGACACCUGACCCAGCUCACCGGGGGAGGGGGCAGCAAGGAGAUCCUAGAUGUCAUCUUUCAGGACUUCUGUGUGGGCAAGUGAGGGGGGCCCCAUCGACCCAGCACCCGGGACCCCACUCAGCAGGCAGCCUGACCAGGGACCCUCUGGGGCCACUGGGCCAACUCGGGUUCCCGUGGAUGCUAGGAGCCGGUGCCAGUGAGAGGAGGCUUAGGGAGACUGGAAGAUCUCAGGUCUGCCUGCUUUGGGAUCUGGGUCUUGCUAAAAAUCCCCCCCAGACUGGCCCUCAGCUUGAGAGCCUCCUGCCUCAGCCUCAAGUAGCUGGGAUCCCAGGAGUCACCACACUCAGGCAGGAUCUGUUUCAGAGGUUUUGUGUUUGAUUUUGGGUUUUUUCGGUGCUGGGGAUGGAACUCACAGUCACUUUUCUGCUCACUGAGCAUUUACCACUGAGCCCGAUCCCAGCCUCACAGUGUUUUGUUUUGUUUUGCAAAUCCCAAAGGAGUGGGAAGGUUCAGGUGACCCAGAAAUGCUGCACCUCAGGGCCUCCCAGGCCACCUCUCCCGGCCCUGGCUGAACGCAUGCAUUUCCAACUCU
Molecule: messenger RNA, 1992 nt
Organism: Heterocephalus glaber (naked mole-rat)
Lineage: Eukaryota; Metazoa; Chordata; Mammalia; Rodentia; Bathyergidae
Gene: Gtpbp3
Product: GTP binding protein 3, mitochondrial
Biological process (GO): tRNA wobble uridine modification; tRNA methylation
Cellular component (GO): cytoplasm; mitochondrion
Molecular function (GO): protein binding; GTP binding; GTPase activity
Source: RefSeq, a predicted model, not a curated record